Messenger RNA from Ficedula albicollis (Collared flycatcher), 4467 nucleotides. RefSeq names its product basonuclin 1 (gene BNC1). The record is from RefSeq and is a predicted model, not a curated record. Bases 102 to 3053 code for a protein of 983 amino acids. Gene Ontology annotation, biological process: regulation of transcription by RNA polymerase I. Gene Ontology annotation, cellular component: nucleus. The transcript is spliced from 5 exons. NCBI's taxonomy places the organism in Eukaryota, Metazoa, Chordata, Aves, Passeriformes, Muscicapidae.
UAGUACUUGUACAGGCAGGAGUGUUUCCAGUACUUCUUUGUACAACUCACUGAGGGAAUGGGAAACUGUUUUAUAGCUCUGGAAACAUAAGCACAGUAAGAAUGUCUGAGGCUAUCCGGUGCACUCUCGUGAACUGUAGUUGUCAGUGUUUCAAACCUGGAAAAAUAAAUCAGCGACAAUGUGACCAAUGCCGGCAUGGAUGGGUAGCACAUGCCCUGAGCAAACUAAGAAUUCCAAACCUCUACCCAUCAAGCCAAGUAGAAAUAGUUCAAUCCAAUGUUGUCUUUGACAUCAGUAGCCUCAUGUUGUACGGAACUCAAGCCAUUCCUGUGCGCCUUAAAAUUCUGCUUGAUCGGCUUUUCAGUGUUCUGAAGCAGGAAGAAGUGAUACAGAUUCUCCAUGCUCUGGAUUGGACACUGCAGGAUUAUAUACGUGGAUAUGUGCUACAGGAUGCUUCAGGAAAGGUGCUGGAUCACUGGAGCAUAAUGACCACUGAAGAAGAACUGGCUACUUUGCAGCAGUUUCUUCGCUUUGGAGAAACUAAGUCCAUUGUAGAGUUAAUGGCAAUUCAGGAGAAAGAAGGGCAGUCAAUCAUAAUACCACCACCAACUGCCAAUUUGGAUAUUAGGGCAUUCAUUGAGAGCUGCAGCCCACACAGUCCUAAUUUUUCUGCUUCCUUGGACAAAAUGAGUCCCACCAACAUUCAUCCCUUUGAGAAUAUUGUAAAUAGCAUGGCUUUCAUGCUGCCGUUUCAGUUUUUCAGUCCAGUGCCUCCACCUUUGAUAGGUUCACCACCAGAAAGACAUUUGAUUGAUCAAGGUCAAGACCAUAGCAAUGAAACCAAACAAGAUCUUCAGAUACCAUUUUCUGAAAGCAGUUUCUUAACUUCUAGUUCUGCACCAUUUCAAGUUGAAAAUGAGAGGAGCAUAAAUGGUCCAGAUGUCACUAAAACAGAAGAUGAUGCCCUUUUAAGUGAUUCCAGUUCACAUAAUACAGCAGCCAAGCUUGAAAUGACAGCACUAUCUCCAGAAAACAAAAUGAAAUCUGUGGAAAAAAAUGCUGGGCCAAGGAAAGGGCGUGUCUUCUGCACUGCAUGUGAAAAAACAUUUUAUGACAAAGGUACUUUGAAAAUACAUUACAAUGCUGUUCAUCUGAAGAUAAAGCACAAAUGCACCAUUGAGGGCUGCAAUAUGGUAUUUAGUUCAUUGCGUAGUCGAAAUCGUCAUAGUGCAAAUCCUAACCCCAGACUCCAUAUGCCAAUGAACAGAAACAACAGGGAUAAAGAUCUAAGAAAUGGUUUGACCAUUGCUGGACCUGGAGAUAGUAAAAGGACAGAAUUCACAAUUUUAACUCCGGAUAGCAGAACGGUUUCCAGCUAUGCCAGCUCUUGCACAGAUUCAAAAGGCCAGGCUGGAUUUUCCAGUAUUGGACAUAACGGUGUCCUCUUUCCAAACCUGAAGACAGUACAGCCUGUUCUUCCUUUUUACCGUAGUCCAGUCACACCAGCUGAGCUUGCCAAUACUCCGGGUACUCUUCCUUCUCUGCCUCUUGUUUCUUCCUCAAUACCAGAGCAGCUUGUUUCCAAUGAAUUGCCAUUUGACAUGCUCCCCAAGAAGAAAUCUCGCAAGUCGAGCAUGCCCAUUAAGAUAGAGAAAGAAGCUGUUGAGACACCCAAUGAAAGUAGCGAUGUUGCCAGUUCUGAAGAUGAGUCACGUCUGCAGGGGGUAAGCGAUGGAGAGCUUGAGACCUGUGAGCAAAAGAUAGAGAAGCGGGUGACCGACAGGGUGGAAAAGCACCCCCAUUCAGGUAAUUCAUGGAAAUCUCUCUCUGGGGUAGAGGGCCCAAAGUAUUUUGAAUCGGUCUUUGCACCAAAUAACAAAUACAUCGAGGAUAUCUCUGAGAAUGAAUUGCAACACUGUGAGAAAGAGGUUAAACCAGAAGAAAACCAACCAUUAAAAAUAGUUUCCCAUGAGAUUAUGUAUGAAGAUCCAAAACACUACCACAGUGAUGUUAUAAAACCAAUGACUGAACCCCCCAUGUAUAUUAAAGAGCAGUCAAAGCACAGGAUUCCUAAAAAUGACUGCCCUGAAUUGCAACACCACUUGCUGACUGGGGGCUUUUUCAGCACUUUGUCAAACAGGGGUGCUGCCAUUCCUUGUUUUGAAGACUCUAAAGAUAUGGAUCAUGUCAGUCAACAUGCACUAGGGAUUCAGAAGGAAGAAAGCCGCUUUCAUUGCGACAUCUGUAAGAAGACUUUUAAAAACCCUUACAGUGUAAAAAUGCAUUUCAGAAAUGUACAUCUCAAAGAAAUGCAUAUUUGCACAGUUGAGGGCUGUAAUGCUGCUUUCCCUUCUCGUAGAAGUCGAGACAGACAUAGUUCAAACCUAAAUCUUCAUCAUAAGCUUCUGACUAAAGAUACACUGGAAUUCAACAACCAUUUCAAUGCAACAUACCUCUUGAAAGACAUGGCUAAGGAGUUUUGCCAAGAUGUUUCUUUAAAACAACAUGUUGGACAUACUUCUGUAAUCUUCAAAGGAAUGAACAGAACAGGCAGCUACGUUUUUCCAAUGAGCAAAAUUGCAGAUCCCUGUUCUGAGAGCUAUGGAUAUGAUCCAUUAAAUGAUGGAGCUGUUCUGGAUCUAAGCACAACUUCCAGCGUUAAAUCUGAGAGCAGUGCUCAUUCUUCAUGGGAUUCUGAUGGAGGAAGUGAAAUAUGCACCAUGCCCUUGGAUGACAGUGAUGAAAGCUGUGAAGGACCCAGCCUAAUGCCCAGUGAUGAACUCUACCAAGACUGUACCUUAAUUGAGAAAGCUAAUCAAAACUUUAUAAAUUUACCUUCCAGUUUGCCAAUAACUUGUCAUAUAUGUCAAAAAACAUACAGUAAUAAAGGAACUUUCAGGGCUCAUUACAAAACUGUGCAUCUCCGCCAGCUCCACAAAUGCAAAGUCCCAGGUUGCAACACAAUGUUUUCAUCUGUUCGCAGUCGGAACAGGCACAGUCAAAACCCCAAUCUGCACAAAAGUCUGGCUGGGUCACCAACUAGCUUAAAGUAAGAUCAGACUGAUCUUAAUUUAUUUCUGCUAAGAAUUAAUCAUUUCAAUUAAAGAAUGUGUUAACAUCAGUUUUAUUUAAGCUCAUUCGACUUCUAGCUCACUCAACAACCACAGUCAAAUUAUUUUCCCCUGUGUGUGCUCUACAACAGUUUCAGUUAGCAAAGCUUGGUGCUGUAGUUCUUGUGCAAUUGUUUUGUUUGAUGUUGAACAGUUAAAACUUCUGUAAGGAAAAGAAAACAUCUUAGAAAUGGGGGAAAUAAGGAGACAUUAACUAAAGUGUUUCUGAUACCUUUGAAGUAUUACUUGCCACAGUAGGAGAUUCAAAUGAGAACCAUCAUUGCUUGUGUUUACAUGUUAAAUGGGUUGUUGUGUUGUGAAAGAAAUGAGUAAUGAUUGGGGUAAGUUUCCUCUGGUUGGGUUGAGAAUCUUGAGGCUACCAUUUCAUUCCUGAGACAUUAGUCUGAAGCUGACUUGCAGUAUUAAUAAAUGUACUAAAGUAUCCCAAAAUCCAAAGAAGAAAAUACAAAUUUGAGAAAACUGCAUACAGUUCAAAUCUUCCGAAAAUCCUGCAGUCCUUACUUUUUAAGGUUAUUUCACUUCAGUAAAGAUUAGUCUUUUGCCUUUCUUAUAAUUUAAUACCAUUUGCUUUGCAGGAAAAGGGGCUACUUAAUUUGUUGGCAGAAUAGCCUGAAUAAAUCUGAGACAUUCUGAUAAAUUGUAGUGAUAGAAAGAAUGAAUAGGCUAAACUAAAAUUUCUAAACUACAGCAAAUGCAUCCAUAAAAUUGGGGGGAAAGUAAGCCCUUUAAUUUAAAAUGCACUUUUUGAGUUCUGCUUUCAGGAAGAGAAAACUUUUGUUAAAAAUAGGGGGAAAAAAGGAAAAAAUCCCCAACCAAAUAUCCAAGCUGCUUAGGAGCUUAAGGGUGCAAUUCUAAGCCUCUGAGAGAAAGAGAUAAAAUGGAUGCAGUAGAUAGAUACAUCUUUUAUGAUGCAGCAGUUAGUUUCUCUUACCAGUGGGGGAUAAAAUGUGUUGAUCUUUGUAACAAUAGAAUGCUUAUUCUCAUUCACACCUCUUUUUUAUAAGAACGUUGUUCAAUAUCUGUUAGAAUGUUUCAUAUCUUUGUAGUUGCCCCUGUAAUUAACAGUAUUCUGCAUUAUGUUCUAUGCACUUAAGAAGACUGGCCUUGCAUUGUAUUUUAAAACACUUUAAUAUUUAAUUUUCAGUCACAUCAUACAAAUGCAAUGUGUGUACUUGUGGUGUGUCCUCUUUCAGUCAUUUGCAAAGAGAAAAAGAAAUAAGAGAGCAAGUCUUACAGUACCUUUUUUACUUUAUUCCACCAGUGGAAAUCUGUUGAUCAAUUCUAUAAUGUAUGCAAGCAUGACAUUGACAGCACAAUCUGUACAUAUUAUACCAAA